AUGGCAACCCAAGCUCACUGCGCCUUCUGCUUUGAGACGCUGGCCGCAAGCCUCGAAAAGCGCCCCGGACUGUCCCUCCCUGAAGUCGAAGCACUCUGGUCAAAAUAUAAUCGCUCGCUCAUUAGCAGCUCGCCAUCUAACUCCUCCGACCCUCUCCCUCCCGGCACAUCUACGCCUUCCACAGCCCCAUCCUCGACCACACACUCUGGUCUCUCCACCCCCGGCGAUUCGGCAAGUGCAGCCAGCAGCGCAAACUCCAGCACCAGCUCCCUCAAUGAAGAACACCCACUCUUCAUAACCUACAACACCCUCACCUCUCGCGGUGACAAACACCUCCGAGGUUGCAUUGGCACAUUCUCCCCUCAGCCCCUUCCUACCGGUCUGUCCUCAUACGCGCUCACUGCCGCGUUCGACGACGGUCGAUUUUCUCCCAUCAGUGCUUCCGAGCUUCCCAGCCUUGAAGUCGGCGUCACGUUGCUUACUGACUUUGAGCCUGCCAAGGACGCGUGGGACUGGGAGGUGGGUGUGCAUGGGCUGAGGAUCUCGUUCAUGGACAAGGGGAGGAGGCUAGGGGCUACCUAUCUUCCGGAUGUGGCGAGGGAGCAGGGCUGGGAGAAGGAGGAGGCGUUGGUGAGUUUGAUGAGGAAGGCAGGGUGGAAGGGGAGGAGUGCGGAGUGGACGGGCGUGGAGCUAGGGGUUACAAGGUAUCAGGGGCGCAAGGUGGCGUUGAGUUGGGGGGAGUGGAAAGAAUGGAGGGACUGGGUGGAUGAGGAUGGCAAAGAUGAGUAG
Messenger RNA from Plenodomus lingam JN3, 789 nucleotides. RefSeq lists its product as uncharacterized. The record is from RefSeq and is a predicted model, not a curated record. Lineage: Eukaryota; Fungi; Ascomycota; Dothideomycetes; Pleosporales; Leptosphaeriaceae.